This is a messenger RNA of Wasmannia auropunctata (little fire ant), 1810 nucleotides long. It is a transcript of the gene ktub, whose product is annotated as protein king tubby 1. Gene Ontology annotation, cellular component: cilium. Bases 427 to 1653 code for a protein of 408 amino acids. Lineage: Eukaryota; Metazoa; Arthropoda; Insecta; Hymenoptera; Formicidae. The record is from RefSeq and is a predicted model, not a curated record. The transcript is spliced from 8 exons. Gene Ontology annotation, biological process: protein localization to cilium.
CCCUCGUACGCGGUGUGGCUCAUUUAAUUUAAAAGGGUGUCACUUGCAGUCCUGUGAAAAAGUAUCACUUAUGAGAAAUUCGAGAGAAAUUGGCCUUCGACUCUGGUGUAUCGUAUUGAAAUACCGAGCGGCCAGAAACAGUUAAAAUCCAUAUGUCUUUCGACACCACAGCCAUGCAGUGAAUAAUUAAUGAACGCUCGAGCUUGGAUUACAUGUAUCAGUUAAUAAUAGACAAUUUUACUCGUUCGAAUUCAUUCCUGUUUGCGGGCCAAGGUCGCGUGUUAAUAGGAGAUUGUGCUGUACAGUAGUUAUUUUAUUUAACAUUUAAAAGUCUCAUUUGCAUUACGUUCGAAAUAAAUUACAAACUUUGGAAGUUUGAUUGAAAUUUAGAACUGUUGAAAAAGGAUGAUUUAUCGAGUGAUUUGAAUGAAAUUUAUGAAUGCAAUCAGGCAACUGAUCGCGCAGAAGAUGAAGCAGAAGAGGCAGACUGGUGCUAGCGGAAUGGUGCAAGCAUCUAAUGUGUCCAGCGCUCAGCUCACAAGUCAUUCGAAUAAAUGGAUGAAUCCAAACAAGGAACUUCACGCUUAUGACGGCCCACUACAAUACGCUAUGUUUCAAACAAAUACAGAAGUAGGACCUUACACAGAGAGAAAAAACAGCGAAGGGACAAUUAAUGCAAUGGUCAGCGAUAGAAGCUUGUACGAAGGUUCCCAAAGCACUGAUUGUGCCGAUGAGGAAUCGUCACCCAUAGAUUUGCAUUCACCCUCAGAAUCUCUGCCAUGUUCCUCACCACUUCGAGUGGCCCCGUCGGAAGGGCCUAACACUCUUAUUAAUAGAGAUAACAACUCUUCCAGUCCAGAACUGGAAGGGAAUGUAGAAGGCAAUAUUGAGCAGUUUGUAUUGCAACCGGCAAAUAAGAAGAUGCAUUACAAAUGUCGAAUAACGCGCGACCGGAAGGGCAUGGACCGUGGUCUUUAUCCGACUUAUUUCUUACAUCUAGAGCGCGAUUAUGGGAAAAAGAUUUUCCUACUGGCUGGCCGAAAAAGGAAAAAAAGCGCGACGAGCAAUUACUUGAUUUCGACCGAUCCCACAGACCUCUCGAGGGGAGGGGAAUCCUACGUCGGUAAACUCCGAUCGAAUCUUCUGGGGACGCAAUUCUCAAUUUACGACAACGGAUACUCGUUGAUGAAAGACGACAAACGCGACGAGCGUUUCAAUCCACGGCAGGAAUUGGCCGCGGUGGUGUAUGACACGAAUGUCUUAGGUUUUAAAGGCCCGCGUAAGAUGACAGUCAUUAUACCGGGCAUGACGCCCGAUCAGAAGCGGGUGGAGAUAUGUCCGCGGGUCGAAUCGGAAACCUUGCUUGAACGAUGGAAAUUAAAACAGAUGGACAAUCUGAUAGAGUUACAUAACAAAACUCCCGUAUGGAACGACGACACGCAGUCUUACGUGCUUAAUUUCCACGGGCGAGUAACUCAGGCGUCUGUAAAGAAUUUCCAAGUCGUCCAUGACAGCGAUGUGGAUUACGUCGUGAUGCAGUUUGGACGCGUCGCGGAGGACGUUUUUACGAUGGAUUACCGAUUUCCCCUUUGUACAGUCCAGGCGUUCGCCAUCGCUCUGAGUAGCUUCGACAGUAAAUUGGCGUGCGAAUAACAACGCGGCCAUCGAUCAAACUGUCAGCUGAAUACAUAUACUUGUCCACGAGUUGCUAUAUCAUUGUAAAUCGUUAGCUAUCCAAUGGACAAUCAGUAGAUUAUCAGAUGCCAGUCUGAAUGUGGGUACUCGGCGUAUAUCGAACCGUUUUUCUAAG